Messenger RNA from Oncorhynchus keta (chum salmon), 11788 nucleotides. It is a transcript of the gene dock8, whose product is annotated as dedicator of cytokinesis 8. The record is from RefSeq and is a predicted model, not a curated record. Gene Ontology annotation, cellular component: cell leading edge. Bases 465 to 6770 code for a protein of 2101 amino acids. Gene Ontology annotation, biological process: positive regulation of establishment of T cell polarity; small GTPase-mediated signal transduction; positive regulation of T cell migration. Gene Ontology annotation, molecular function: guanyl-nucleotide exchange factor activity. The transcript has 47 exons. NCBI's taxonomy places the organism in Eukaryota, Metazoa, Chordata, Actinopteri, Salmoniformes, Salmonidae.
UGAUGUAGUUAAUCUUUUAUACUUUUAUAUGAACCCCACCUAGUGAAGAUCAAACUCCUGUCCAGUCUAACCCUCGAGGUGCGGAGCAUAUGCCGCUGUCAACAAACGGCUUUUCAACAGUGUGCUUCUACACACAUUUGGGACCAGAACAUAUUACAAAUAAAUGGGUUUAUGUCAAUGUGGGGAGUCCAACACUUCUCUCACCCUCACCAGACUGCUUAUUACGCAAACCCAAGGGCUUUAUCUAGCAGCGAGAGUGUGCGUGUCUGAUCCUCUCACACUCUGCAGCCGGUGUCUGGUUGUUUAGGAUGGGGAAGGUUUCAAAUGCGGAAGUUUCCACCCAUAACGCUGCCACCCCGAAGAUGAGGCUUGCAAUGACAUCUGCGUUAGCAGCGCGUUAGGAGAAGUUACCAUUCCGCAGGGAAACUGUUGCUAUACCUCCGCGGAACUGGAGUAAACUUCACAUGGCGUCUCUGGCCAGCGCAGAGCGACGUGCGUUCGCUCUGAAGAUCAACAGACACUCGUCUGCUGAGAUCAGGAGACACUUUGGUGGGACGUAUGGCUCCCCUCAGGUCUCCAUGCAACACAGUCAUCAUGGCUCCAACGCAUCUGCCUCCAUGUGCUUCACCGUGCCCCAUUCGUAUGACGCGGUGGAGCCCUUGGACUUGGAGGAGUUUCUGAUGUCACAGCUGCAGGGCGGAGACGCCGCCCUCAUGCGGGAGCUCGGAGAUUUCCCUGACGACGAUCUGGAAGUAGAACAUGUGGAGAAGGAGUGUCGGACCGUACGCCACUCUGUACCCGAUGAGGGGGUGGAGUUGGAUUUCCAUGUGAGGGACUGUGUUCAGAGUUACACCCAGCCCUGGCUGAUGGUCAGCAGGAGGUGCCAAGGAGAUGGUUGGAGUGCAUAUUCCGAGCGGGCAAGUCUACACAAAACUCUGCAGAAACAGACUUUUGAAUCCGACCUCCAGCCAGAGAAACAAGAGACACGGGUGAAGUCCCCCUCCCUGGCGGUACUGAGUGAUGACUCCGGCAGGACCCUGACCUCCUCUGACUUUGACCUCCGCUCUGGUCUGACCCCUGACCCCAGAGUGGACGGGCUACUGCGCUUCAGUAACCAUGAUGACCUGGACAGGUUCAACCUGGAAGCCCGGCAGGGGAACCGCCACGCAGACCUGUUCGCCUUGUACCCACCCACCGACGAGGAUGAUGCAGUGGAGAUCCGGCCUAUUCCCGACUGUCCCAAAGAGCACAUGGGAGACAGGAUCAUCAUCCGGUGCCAGGCCAUCAGGUUUGAGAUUGAUGUGGAACCACUGUUUGCCACCCUGGCUCUGUACGACCUGAGAGAGAAGAAAAAGAUAUCCGAGAACUUCUACUGUGAUCUGAACUCAGAUCAGUUUAAAGGGUUCCUGAAACCCCACACGCCACAGACGGACCACUCCACCCUCUCCCGAGCAGCCAUCUUCUCCAUCACAUACCCCUCCCCAGAUAUCUACCUGGUCAUCAAGAUAGAGAAGGUGCUGCAGCAGGGGGAGAUCAGUGACUGUGCUGAACCGUACAUGGUCAUGAAGGAGAGUGACUCAGCGAAGAAUAAGGAGAAGUUGGAGAAGCUGCGCAGCCAGUCAGAGACGUUCUGUCAGAGACUGGGUCGCUACCGUAUGCCCUUCGCCUGGGCCACGGUCAACAUCAUGAACGUCAUCAGCACCGCCACGCUGGACCGGGACACCACCGACUCUGACAGCCUCAAUGGUAAAUCCAGCAGUCUGGAUAAGAGAGGCCAGCUGCCCAGGAGGAACUCUGAGAGGUUCGCUACCAUGGAAGACCAGUGUAACAUGUCUGCCUUCAAACCUGCUACCAUCACCAUCAGCACCUUCUGCAAGCAGGAAGGGGACCGUCUGAGUGAUGAGGACUUGUUCAAGUUCCUGGCAGACAUCAAGAAGUUCUCAUCCCUGCAGAGAAGAAUUAAAACCAUAUCAGGUAUGAUUAAACUGGAUGUGACCCCGGUCCAUGACAACCCAAUGGCAUGUCUCUCUGCUGAGCUGAUCCCAGUCAAACCAGUGGCUGAGAAGAACCUGAGACCUAUCAAAGAGGUGUUGGAGUUCCCUUCCAGUGAGGUCUAUGUUCCCCACAGCACUUACAGGAACCUGUUCUAUGUGUACCCCCAGCGGCUCAACUUUGUCAACAGGCUGACUUCAGCAAGGAACAUCACCAUUAAAAUCCAGUUUAUGAGUGGAGAAGACCCAAGCUGCGUGCUGCCUGUCAUUUUUGGAAAAUCAAAUGGUCCUGAGUUUGUGCAAGAAGUAUACACCCCAGUCACGUACCAUAACAAGUCUCCAGACUUCUAUGAGGAGGUGAAGAUAGCUCUGCCUGCCAGGCUGACUGAGAGACACCACCUUUUGUUUACCUUCUACCACAUCAGCUGUCAACAGAAACAGAACCAGACAGCCACCAGUGAGACAUUCAUAGGAUUCUCUUGGCUGCCUAUACUGAGUUGUGACAGAUUACAGACUGGUCAGUAUUGCCUUCCCAUCGCCCUGGACAGACUGCCUGUCAACUACUCACUGCACUCUCCUGAGAAAAUUCCCCCUCAGGUCCCUCCAGUCAGGUGGAUGGAGAGCCACAAAGGAGUGUUCAACCUGGAGAUACAGGCCGUGUCCUCUGUACACACACAGGAUAACCACUUGGAGCGUUUCUUCACGUUGUGCCAUGCCCUGAAGGGCGGAGCGACGUUCCCACUCCGGGUUCGGGAAGAGAAGAUUCCGGAGAACAAGCUGGAGCACGAGCUGAAGCUGAGCAUCAUCUCCCUGCCCUCCUCCAGACUAGAACCUCUGGUCCUCUACCUCCACCUGGUCUUAGAUCAACUCUUCACCCUCAUCAUGCAGCCCAUGGUCAUCGCUGGACAGAUAGCCAACCUAGCCCAGAUAGCUUUUGAGUCGGUGGUGUCCAUCGUCAACAGUCUCCACAACAGCCAGGAGCUGGCCAGGGACCAGCAGGGUAGGAACGGUCUCCUAGCAACAUACCUGUACUGGGUGUUCCGCCUGGCCGACUCUCCCCGGGAUCUCCUCAACACAGGUCCAGAUGGGGUGUUACCUCCCACUGAGGGCCGUUACAGUACUAUGGGGCGGGCCUCGGCCUCCACAGUAGGAGCCAUGUUACUGCAGUCUCGGCUCCGCAGCAGCAGCAACCCUGAUAUCCCUGCUCCACACAGUGCAGAGGACACAGAGGUCAAAAACAUCCUGUCAGCUAAGGGCUACAACAACCCAGGCUGUCGCAUGUCCACCUAUGUGGAUUCGAGCAGCCACCCUCAGAAGUCUACAGGCGGGACCCGGCCCUCCAACAGAAAGCAGUUCCAUGAAGAGUUGGCUCUACAGAUGGUGGUCAGCACGGGAGUCUGCAGAGAGAAUGUAUACAAAUACGCCUGGUUCUUCUUUGAACUGCUGGUGAAGAGCAUGGCCCAGCAUGUGUCUCAGCUGGAGAAGCCGGACGUCCCUCGCAGGAGCCGCUUCUCAGACCGCUUCAAAGACGACAUCGCCACCAUCGUCUCUGUGGUUACCGCCGAGAUAGGGACCAUCCUGGUCAAACAGCAGAAGGAGAUGGAGCAGGCAGAGAAGGUCAACAUCAGCCUUGCCUUCUUCCUGUAUGACCUGCUGUCUCUCAUGGACCGAGGCUUCGUCUUCAUCCUGGUCAAAAACUACUGCAACCAGAUGUCGGCAAAGAGCAUUUCCAUGCCAACCAUGAUCGGUAUACGAUUGGAGUUCCUGCGUAUCCUGUGCAGUCAUGAGCACUACCUCAACCUCAGCCUUUACUUCAGUAGUCCCGCCUCCGCACCCGCCUCCCCAUGCCCAUCCAUCUCCUCACAGAGCUCCAGUUCAUAUAGUUUCCAGGAGCAGAGGAUCCUGGGCCUGUUUGAUCUGUCCCAGGAGUUUAAACAGCAGCACUACCUUACUGGUCUACUGCUCACCGAGCUCAGCGCUGCACUGGACAUGGAGUCAGAGGGGUCAGUAGACACACACAGGGGUAAGGUCCAGAUGAAGGCCAUCAAUGCCACCUACAGUCUGCUGUGUGCCCAUGACCUGGACCAGCGCUGUGCCCAGCCUGAGGUCAGGGCCAAGGUGGCCACUCUCUACCUCCCCCUGGUGGGCAUCAUCAUUGACUCCAUCAACUACCUGGACUUCACAGUGUCCGAGGCUCGCGGAGGGAAGAACAAGACGGGUGGAUCAGACGAAGACCCCGACAACGUCACGCCCAUCAAUCAGUCUAUUGCCAUGGCGAUCGCCGGCAACCCCUUCAACACCUUGGCGAGGAAUGCCCUGCCUUCCAUGGCGUCUGUGUCUGGUAAGGCGGUGGCCACCUUGUCAGCAGAGACCAGUCGUAACCUGCUGCUGUGUUUCCUGUGGGUGAUGAAGAACGCUGAGAGGAGUCUGAUCCAGCGCUGGACUGUCGACAUGCCCUCAGCACAGCUCAACAGACUGCUAGAACUACUCACCAUCUGUGUUUCCUGCUUUGAGUACAGGGGGAAGCAGAGCAGUGAUAAGGUGAGCACCCAGGCCUUACAGAAGUCCCAGCAGGCCAAGAUGCAGCUGGAGGACUCCCUACUGAGGGGCAUCGGAGCACGGGGGGAAAUGAUGCGCCGGGUUGGAGGAAGUGACCGCGCAGGUCAGAGAGAGAACCUACGCUGGAGGAAAGACCUGACGCAGUGGAGGCAGACCAACGACAGACAAGACAAAACGAAAGCAGAGCUGGACCAGGAGGCUCUAAUCACUGGGAAUCUGUCUACUGAGUCCAACCUCAUUGUCCUGGACCUCCUGGAGACCAUAGUACAGGCUGUUCCGUUGGCUGACUGUAAGGACAGUGUAGUGGGCGGAGUACUGCGGGUGUUGCUACACUGUCUCACCUGUAACCAGAGUACAACCUUCCUGUCUCACUGCUUCAGCACGCUUCGAGCGCUCAUCGUCAAGUUUGGUGACAUGUUGUUUGAAGAGGAAGCCGAGCAGUGUGCCGACCUGUGUCAGAAGGUGCUCCAGUACUGUAGCAGUCAUGAGGGUGGAAACAGAAGCCAGGCCUGCGCUACCCUAUACCUCAUCAUGAGAUGCAGCUUCAGCUCGGCCAACAACUUCUCCCGGGUGAAGAUGCAGGUGACCAUGUCUCUAGCCUCUCUGGUGGGGAAGUCAGAUGACUUCCAUGAGGAGUACCUCCGCAGGUCCCUCCGCACCAUACUGGCCUAUGCCGAGGAGGACACAGAGAUGCAGAACACACCUCUACCCUCGCAGGUGGAUGAGCUGCUGAGGAACCUGAACAGUAUCCUGUCAGACACGGUGAAGAUGAGAGAGUUCCAAGAAGACCCAGAGAUGCUCAUGGACCUCAUGUAUAGGAUAGCAAAGGGUUACCAGACGUCGCCCGACCUGAGGUUGACCUGGCUGCAGAACAUGGCGGAGAAACACAAGAACAGGAAGUGUUUUACAGAGUCGGCCAUGUGUCUGGUCCACGCUGCGGCCCUGGUGGCUGAAUACCUCAGCAUGCUGGAGGACCACAAAUACCUACCUGUGGGCAGUGUCACCUUUCAGAACAUCUCUCCCAACGUGCUGGAGGAGUCGGCAGUGUCCGAUGACGUCCUGUCCCCAGACGAAGACGGAGUCUGCUCGGGGAGAUACUUCACCACCGGUGGGCUGGUGGUCCUACUGGAGCAGGCAGCAGAACUCUUCAGCCAGGGUGGUCUUUAUGAGGCGGUGAAUGAGGUGUACAAGAUCGUUAUGCCUAUCCUGGAGGCUCACAGAGAUUUCCGGGAGCUGGGCUCCGCUCACCACAAACUCCAGAGAGCCUUCGACAACAUCAUUCAGAAGGGCCAUAAGAGGAUGUUUGGGACAUAUUUCCGAGUGGGGUUUUAUGGGGCCAAGUUUGGAGACCUGGACGAACAAGAGUUUGUUUACAAGGAGCCAGGGAUCACCCACCUGCCAGAGAUAUCCCACAGACUGGAGAACUUCUACAGUCAGUGUUUUGGAGAUGCCCUGGAGAUGAUCAAAGACUCCAAAGACAUAGACAGGAGCAAACUGGAUGCUAACAAGGCCUACAUCCAGAUCACCUAUGUGGAGCCCUUCUUUGACGAUUAUGAGAUGAAAAACCGCCUGACCAACUUUGAGAAGAACUUCAACCUGCGUCGCUUCAUGUACACCACGCCCUUCACCAAGGCCGGGCGGCCGCGCGGCGAGCUCAACGAGCAGUACAAGAGGAAGACCAUCCUCACCACCAUGCACGCCUUUCCCUACGUCAAGACACGCAUCAACGUCAUCCAGAAAGAAGAGUUUGACCUGACUCCCAUUGAGGUGGCCAUCGAGGACAUGCAGAAGAAGACCAGGGAGCUAGCAGUAGCCACACACAGGGAGCAGCCCGAUGCGAAGAUGCUCCAGAUGCUUCUACAGGGCUCUGUUGGAGCCACUGUCAACCAGGGACCAUUGGAGGUGGCCCAGGUCUUUCUGAAUGAGAUCCCAGCGGACCCCAAGCUCUUUCGUCACCACAACAAACUGCGCCUGUGUUUCAAAGAGUUCAUAAUGAGGUGUGGCGAGGCUGUGGAGAAGAACAAGCACCUGAUCACGAUGGACCAGAAGGAGUACCAGCAGGAGCUGAAGAAGAACUACAACCGUCUGAGAGAGAACCUGCGGCCCAUGCUGGAGAGGAAGAUACCCGAGCUCUACAAACCCAUCAUCAAACCACGCUUGGAGAAUAGAGAUUCCAUCAAACGGCUCAGUUUCCGCAGAACCCCGGAGGAAAACUCCUGAGAAAGGACAGAUUUAUCUAUCUGAGAGAAUCUCCAGAGGCCGGAGAAGUAAGGAUGUUGUAAAAGUAGAAAAGGAGGCGAAGAGGAGAAGGGAGCUAUCAGUCCUCAUUCACCAUGGAAGAGCAGUACACACAUGAUUUCACAAUGGAGGACUUAUAAUCCAUGUCUGAAUCGACACAACAUUGCAAUACAUUGUCAUUGCUUGUUGUUUCUUUUUUUUCUUUUUUUACAAGAAGCACAAAUACAUUGUGUGAGACCAUGAUGAGCACAUUACGUAGCAGGUAAUGUGCAAUAUUGAGCAAAUUUGGCAUUUAUCCAUUUUUUUUACAUUGCUAGUUCUCCUGAGUUCUAUGAUUACUGUGAGUCCUAACGAUGCUGCAAACUGCUGUGGGUUUGAGAAAGAAGGGUAAAAGUCCCACAUUAUAGUCCUUGCAGGGCCAGGGACUGUGUGUGUGUGUGUGUGUGUGUGUGUGUGUGUGUGUGUGUGCGUGUGCCCGUGCACCACAAUACAAGGGAACAUGUUUUCUUUUUGUAAGUGUCCUGAUAAGGAAUGCAUGAAAUCUGACUCAUACUAAAUGACUGACGAUAAAUCACUCUGUUCUCUGCAAAAGUCCUCCUGGACUUGCACUUGUAUGUGUGCUACUCUAUAGACUCUCCCACUGUAAAAAUAGAACUCUCCAGUUAACUCGUAAUGCUAUAUUUGAUAUAUACUUAGUGUACAAAACAUUAAUAUUGAGAUGCACCCCAUUUUGCCCUCAGAACAUCCUGAGGGCAAAAUUUGUCGGGGCAUGGCUAGAAGGUGUCGAAAGCCUUUCGCAGGGAUGCUGGCCCAUGUUGACCACAAUGAUUCCCACAGUUGUGUCAAGUUGGCUGGAUGUCCUUUGGAUGGUGGACCGUUCUUGAUACACACGGGAAACUGUUGAGCGUGAAACACCCUGCAGCGUUGCAGUUCUUGGCGCACAAAUGUUCAAAGGCAUUUAAAAAAUGUGUCUUGACCAUUCACCCCCUGAAUGGCACACAUACACAAUCAUGUACACUGAUUGAAGUGGAUUUAAUAAGUGACAUCCAUAAGGGAUCAUAGACUGAUAAAUUACAUCCAGGUAGAAGCUAUGUCAUGGACAGAGUUCCAAGUGUUUUGUACACACUCAGUAUAUAUAUACAGUGCCUGUCUAAAGUUUGGACAUGCCAAUUCAUUCAAGGUUUUUUCCUUUUUUUUAAUUUUUUUUUUACUAUUUUCUACAUUGUAGAAUAAUAGUGAAGACAUCAAAACUAUGAAAUAACACAUAUGGAAUCAUGUAGAAACCAAAAAAGUGUUAAACAAAUCAAAAUAUAUUUUAGAUUCUUCAAAUUAGCCACCCUGAUGACAGCUUUGCACACUUUUGGCAUUCUCUCAACCAGCUUCAACUGGAAUGCUUUUCCAAAAGUUUUGAAGGAGUUCCCACAUAUGCUGAGCACGUGUUGGCUGCUUUUCCUUCACUCUGUGGUCCAACUCAUCCCAAUCCAUCUCAAAUGAGUUGAGGUCGGGUAAUUGUGGAGGCCAGGUUAUCUGGUGCAGUACUCCAUCACUCUCCUUCUUGGUCAAAUAGCCCUUACACAGCCUGGAGGUGUGUUGGGUCAUUGUCCUGUUGAAUAACAAAUGAUAGUCCCACGAAGCGCAAAACAGAUGGUAUGGCGUAUCGCUGCAGAAUGCUGUGGUAGCCAUGCUGGUCAAGUAUGAAUUCUAAAUAAAUCACAGACAGUGUCAUCAGCAAAGCACCAUCACACCACCUCCUCCAUGCUUCACAUGGGAACCACACAUGCGGGGAACAUCCGUUCACCUACUUACAAAGACACAGCGGUUGGAACCAAAAAUCGGUCUAAUGUCCAUUGCUCGUGUUUCUUGGCCCAAGCAAGUCUCUUCUUCUUAUUGGUGUCCUUUAGUAGUGGUUUCUUUGCAGCAAUUUGACCAUGAAGGCCUGAUCCACGCAGUCUCCUCUGUGCAAUUAAUGUUGAGAUGCGUCUGUUACUUGAACUCUAUAAAGCGUUUAUUUGGGCUGCAAUUUCUGAGGUGCAGUUAACUCUAAUGAACUUAUCCUCUGCAGCAGAGGUAACUCUGGGUCUUUCUUUCCUGUGGGGGUCCUCAUGAGAGCCAGUUUCAUCACAGCACUUGAUGUUUUUGCGACUGCACUUGAAGAAACUUUCAAAAUUCUUGAAAUGUUCCAGAUUGACUGACCUUCAUGUCUUAGUAAUGAUGGACUGUCAUUUCUAUUUGCUUAUUUGAGCUGUUCUUGCCAUAAUAUGGACUUGGUCUUUUACUAAAUAGGGGUAUCUUCUGUAUACCACCCCUACCUUGUCACAACACAACUGAUUGGCUCAAAUGCAUUAAGAAGGAAAGAAAUUCUACAAUUAACCUUUAACAAGGCACACCUGUUAAUUGAAAUGCAUUCCAGGUGACUACCUCCUGAAGCUGGUUGAGAGAAUGCCAAGAGUGUGCAAAGCUGUCGUCAAGGCAAAGGAUGGCUGCUUUGAAGAAUAUCAAAUCUAAAAUAUAUUUUGAUUUAUCUUUUUUUGGUUACUACAUGAUUCCAUAUGUGGUAUUUCAUAGUUUUUGAUGUCUUCGCUAUUAUUCUAAAUCAAAUCAAAUGUAUUUAUUUAUAUAGCCCUUCGUACAUCAGCUGAUAUCUCAAAGUGCUGUACAGAAGCCCUAUUCUACAAUGUAGAAGAUAGUAAAAAUAAAGAAAAACCCUGGAAUGAGUAGGUGUGUCCAAACUUUUGACUGGUACUAUAUACAGUUGAAGUCGGAAGUUUACAUACCCUUAGAUUGGAGUCAUUAAAACUUGUUUUUCAACAACUACAAAUGUCUUGUAAACAAACUAUAGUUUUGGCAAGUCGGUUAGGACAUCUACUUUGUGCAUGACACAAGUAAUUUUUCCAACAAUUGUUUACAGACAGAUUAUUUCACUUAUAAUUCACUGUAUCACAAUUCCAGUGGGUCAGAAUUUUACGCACACUAAGUUGACUGUGCCUUUUAAACAGUUUGGAAAAUUCCAGAAAAUGAUGUCAUGGUUUUAGAAACUUCUGACAGACAUAAUUUGAGUCAAUUGGAUGUAUUUCAAGGUAUACCUUUAAACUCAGUGUCUCUUUUCUUGACAUCAUGGAAAAUCUAAAGAAAUCAGCCAAGACCUCAGAAAAGAAAUUGUAGACCUCCACAAGUCUGGUUCAUCCUUGGGAGCAAUUUCCAAAUGCCUGAAGGUACCACAUUCAUCUGUACAAACAAUAGUACGCAAGUAUAAACAUCAUGAGACCACGCAGCCAUCAUACUGCUCAGGAAGAUGAACAUACUUUGGUGCGAAAAGUGCAAAUCAAUCCCAGAACAACAGCAAAGGACCUUGUGAAUAUGCUGGAGGAAACAGGUACAAAAACAUGUGUAUCCACAGUAAAAUGAGUCCUAUAUGGACAUAACCUGAAAGGCCGCUCGGCAAGGAAGAAGCCACUGCUCCAAAAUAGCCAUAAAAAUGCCAGACUAUUGUUUGCAACUGCACAUGUGGACAAAGAUUGUACUUUUUGGAGAAAUGUCCUCUGGUCUGAUGAAACAAAAACAGAACUAUUUGGCCAUAAUGUCCAUUGUUAUGUUUGGAGGAAAAAGCAAGCCGAAGAACACCAUCCCAAUCGUGGCAGACUGAUGCACUUCAUAAAAUAGAUGGCAUCAUGAGGGUGGAAAAUGAUGUGGAUAUAUUGAAGCUACAUCUCAAGGCAUCAGACAGGAAGUUGAAGCUUGGUUGCAAAUGGGUCUUCCAAAUGGACAAUGACCCCAAGCAUACUUGCAAAGUUGUGUCAAAAUGGCUUAAUUAAGGACAACAAGUCAAUAAUAGAAAAUGUGUGGGCGGAACUGAAAAAGCGUGUGUGAGCAAGGAGGCCUUCAAACCUGACACAGUUACACCAGCUCUGUCAGGAGGAAUGGGCCAAAAUUCACCCAACUUAUUGUGGGAAGCUUGUGGAAGGCUACCCAAAACGUUUGACCCAAAUGUAAUAAUUUAAAGGCAAUGCUACCAAAUAGUAAUUGAGUGUAUGUAAACUUCUGACCCACUGGGAAUGUGAUGAAAGAAAUAAAAGCAGAAGUAAAUAAUUUUCUCUUACUCUGACAUUUCACAUUCUUAAAAUAAUGUGUUGAUCCUAACUGACCUAAGAUUGGAAUUUUUACUAUACUUAAAUGUCAGGAAUUGCGAAACACCUUAGCCAAAUACAUUUAAACUCAGUUUAUGUAAACUUCCAACUUCAACUGUGUGUGUGUGUGUGUGUGUGUGUGUGUGUGUGUGUAUAUAUAAUUUUUUGUUAGCCUAUUAUGUCUAUGUAGAUACUAACAAAGAUUAAUUUAUUAUGAGUUCACAAAUGCAUCAAGGCACAUACAUCAUAACUGAUGUAAUCACCAACCAAACCUAAAUGGCAAAUCUGUAUGUACACAGAGACUGAAAUGCUGUUUAGACGACACAUCGGAGAAUGAAAAUACAAAUGUUUACCGUUAUGAUACAUUUAUUUUAUUUUCUUCAUGAAAAUAUAUAUUUGCGAUAAUAUACAGUACAUUCACUUCAGUUGGCAAUAACAAUAUUGAAACAAUGUUGUUUACCAUGACUAAAUGUGACAAAGCCAAUGCACAUAUCAAGUUUGUUUUUGUUGUUGAAACAAUUGUAUUAGGUGCCAAAAUAAAGACAUCCUACAAUCUAUGUUUACUCUACCAACAAGACAGGUUUCAAGUAUUUGCCCAGGCUCUUAAUCUUGUUUGUUAAUGUUGAUGUCAUGUUGUAGAACUGUCAUGUAUACCAAUAGAGAAACCAUUUGUAAUACUACUGGGAAAACGCUAUAAUCUGAUUAGAAAUACUUAUGGGCAAAAAGACAUAUUAAUAUAUGGCUCUGCAUAUGGGUAUUCAUUCACAUUAUAUUCUGUGUUCUGUUACAAUGUAGCUGCAUAAUAGUACAGUAAGUGAGUAUCGGACAUACUGUAGGUAGUGGCCUACCAAUAAACACUGGAUUCCUUGUUUUUCA